This is a messenger RNA of Brassica napus (rape), 835 nucleotides long. RefSeq lists its product as uncharacterized. The record is from RefSeq and is a predicted model, not a curated record. The transcript has 4 exons. NCBI's taxonomy places the organism in Eukaryota, Viridiplantae, Streptophyta, Magnoliopsida, Brassicales, Brassicaceae. Gene Ontology annotation, cellular component: chloroplast thylakoid membrane. The coding region runs from base 166 to 663 and encodes 165 amino acids.
CAAGUCACCCUCUAGAACUUUUAUUGGAUAGUGGAUAAGAUUUAAGAUGUUUUUUAUUCUUGUUAUUGGUGGGUCUAAAACGGCGGCGUGUUAACUGGCGUUUGGUAACUUAAACCUCAAAACGAAUAUAAAAAAAAAAAAAACAGAGAAAGGCGCGUGGGAAAUAUGAAAGGCUUAGAAAUGGUGGUGACGUCGUCUUUCUCUCAAACGCCGUCUAUCUUCUUCUUCUCCCUUGGAGCUGCUGAUCCUCAAGUUUCUUCUUCCAAUCUCCGUGGAAGCUUUACUAUUCCUUUGACUCCCUCUUCCUCUUCUCUACUAAAGGGACUAAGAAGACACCAAGAUGCAACAAGAUCCAGAGGUGGAGCAGUUCGAGUCCUAGCUAAUCCAAAUGCAUCUCCUCCUCCUGGAAAAGUAAAGGCCAAAAAAGAGGUAAUCAUGGUAGACCCUCUUGAGGCCAAGAGAUUAGCCGCCAAGCAAAUGGAAGAGAUCAAAGGCAGAGAGAGGCAACAGAGAAGGCGUGAAAUAGAGGCUAUUAACGGAGCCUGGGCAAUCAUAGGGCUCACCAUUGGCCUUAUAAUCGAAGCCCAAACGGGGAAGGGUAUCUUGGCUCAGUUGGUUGGUUAUUGGUCUUCGCUUCUGCAUCUAUUCACUCCGUCAACAUAGAAUCUCCCAACAGUACACAAUCAAACCUGACCAUUUGGUUUACUCUAUUUUCUAGUGAUGUUGUUCAUGUAAGUUCUUUAACAUUUUAUACUCCUCGGCUAUGUCUAUGUGCAGAUCCUAAGAAGGGUACACGAAUUAUAUACGUAAAAGAAAUGAAAUAAUGUUGCAGAAA